Molecule: messenger RNA, 1062 nt
Organism: Debaryomyces fabryi
Lineage: Eukaryota; Fungi; Ascomycota; Pichiomycetes; Serinales; Debaryomycetaceae
Gene: CTF5
Product: Ctf5p
Exons: 1
Coding region: 1-1062 (353 amino acids)
Cellular component (GO): kinetochore
Source: RefSeq, a predicted model, not a curated record
AUGAGUGCAGAUUCCUUGCAAAAAGAGAUCCAGGAUAUAAAAGGGGAUAUUCAAUCGCUACAUCUGGAAAUUGACGUUCUUGAUAAGGAAUAUUUGGCUUUACUAGCACAAGUUAAAGAUCUUGAGGAGUCAUCGAGACAAACUGAUAAACCCUAUAAUCCACAAGAAACACACGGCUUCUCAAAGGCCAAUUAUGAUAUAGAUGAACCACGAGUAAUGAAAAAUAAUUGUUUUGAUGAGUCAAUUCGAAAAUAUUUUACGAAUGUAUUGGAUGCUGUGGAAGAAGAUGGUACAGAAUUGGUAACGAAAAGGCAAAAGUUAGACAACAUUGCCAGUGACUUUAAAGCAAAAUCAGAGAAGAUUCUUGAAAUGAAACAGAAUAUUUUGUAUGAAAAUAUAUUCAGAUUUGGAGGCAUUACGGCUUUUCCAUUAAAUCCAUUUUUGUUUGAAGAGAACGAUGAAAUUAUAGGUUUACGUUUUGAUAUUUUCUCUCAUUAUGGAAGUAAAUUUAUUACACCACAUUACGUCAUACUAAGAAAGAUGAAGUAUACCGACAAAAGCCAAGAAACAACUAUGAAGUGGGAGGUUUACAGGCACACUUUACCAGUCUAUAUACCAAUAUCUGAAUAUAGUGAAUGUCUACAAGAAGAUGAAGAAAUAGCCUUUGCAAAGUUCACCAGCAAUAUUAGAGGCCAUUUAAUCCAAGUUCAGUAUAAACACGACAAGUUUGAUUCUCUUCAGAAUAUUAAAUAUGACCAUAUCUCAAAAAGCGGUCCGACUAAAAGUAAAGCUAUUGUAGAGAAACUUGAAAAAGAUCUUCAAUGUCAAAGAGUAAAUAUAAUCUUACUGAACCGCUUUUUGAAUAGCAAAAAAGCUUCCCAAAUUAAUCUUGUUUGUUCCAAUGAUGAAAUAAAGGAAGCAAGUUGUAUUAUUGCUGGGGUUGAUCCAGAUGACAAAACAAUUAUACAAUGUGAAAGUCUAUUAAAAAAUUGUGACUUCAAGGAUUUGAUCAGGACUUUCAAGACAGUUACAGGUCAUUUAAUGAAGAGCGAGAAGCUCUGA